AUGCCAACUAAUGGAGUUCAGUAUCUUAUAAACUGCAGAGAUCCUACUUCUAAAGUUGUACUUCCCGACGUCACACUAGUCCGUACGGGAAUGGAUGCUUUGCCAAACCCAGAUGCGGAUACAAACGCCCCUCCACACGAGCAAGAGCCCAACUCGACGUGGCAACUGUUUAACUACGGCUUUGGUCCCUACAACGAUGGCAUUUUUACUCAAUCGCCUCUUGGUAUUGUUGUCAAAAUGGGUAUCUGGCUCAUGGUGAACCCUGGCGGGUAUCAGUCAUACUUAAUCACUAUUCCUAAAGAUGAGGAUCUUCACCAGGCCAUUGAGAUCAUUCGACCGCUUCGGACUUCAAUGGUGCUCCAAAAUGUUCCCACUGUUAGACAUGUACUUUUGGAUGCAGCUGUCAUGGGAUCUCGAGACAAGUUCACGACUUCGAAAAAGCCACUCAAUGAUAAGGAACUCGAUGAGAUCUCAGAGAAGCUCAACCUAGGCCGCUGGAAUUUCUAUGGGGCGCUUUGUGGCCCUGAACCCAUUCGGAAGGUUAUGUGGAAAGUUGUCAAGGAUGCUUUCUCAGCCAUCCCCGGGACCAAGUUUGACUUCCUGGAGGAUAUGCCUGACAAUGUUGUUUUGCAGACUAGAGAUCUUACCCUCCAGGGAAUUCCCACCAUGACUGAGCUUGAAUGGGUCAACUGGCUGCCCAAUGGAGCUCACCUGUUCUUCUCCCCCAUCGCCAAAGUCACGGGCGACGACGCGGUCGCUCAGUAUGCCUUGACCCGCAAACGUUGCGAAGAAGCAGGUUUCGACUUCAUCGGAACAUUUGUCGUGGGAAUGAGGGAGAUGCAUCUCAAUACGACAAUCAAGAAUGCAUUAGACCCCAAGGGAAUUUGCCGCCCGCGCUCUACAAAGCUGUAG
Messenger RNA from Fusarium oxysporum Fo47, 912 nucleotides. RefSeq names its product FAD-linked oxidase-like protein. Lineage: Eukaryota; Fungi; Ascomycota; Sordariomycetes; Hypocreales; Nectriaceae. The coding region runs from base 1 to 912 and encodes 303 amino acids. The record is from RefSeq and is a predicted model, not a curated record. The transcript is spliced from 4 exons. Gene Ontology annotation, molecular function: flavin adenine dinucleotide binding; catalytic activity.